Mycena citricolor is the source of this 638-nucleotide messenger RNA. Lineage: Eukaryota; Fungi; Basidiomycota; Agaricomycetes; Agaricales; Mycenaceae. The record is from the annotation of a GenBank genome assembly.
CCGCUGCGGACGACCAUACGACGCGAAAACGGAACGCGAGCCGAUGAUCCAAUGCCUGUCGUGCGAGGAUUGGUUUCACGAAUCCUGUUGCAUGUUGCGCACGCGCCCCGACGAUGAAACCUCGCCUGAGCCCGAACCCGAACCCGGAACUGCAGCGUCAGAGGCAGAAGUAGAGCGUGCAGGGAUUGCCGAAACUGAUGACGCGGCAUCGGAGGCCUCCUCGUCUGGCCUUCCUCCGCCCCUUAUCACCGCUUCAGAAUACGAAUCCUUCGUGUGUCGGACGUGCGUCUCGAGGAUCCCUGCCCUGAAACUGAUCGUCGGAACACUGGGGGCGAUCGCCGUGGUGCGUGACUCCCCUGAGGCGUCGUGGAGAAAGCUGGGUGUUCCAGACGACGACGCGGCCGCCGUGUCGAAUCCGGCGAAGCGGGCUGCUGGGGAGGAAGAGGGCGAAAAGGUCAUCAAACGGGCUCGAGCCGAUUCAUCUGGAGCGAGCUCCUCGACGACGACCACAGCGACAAUUUGCCGGGCACCACAGACCGAGCUGGAUGUUGACGACCCAGCUCUGUGCUCUGGCGACGUGUUUCUCACUGAUGGAUUUCGCGAGCGAUGGUGUCGCUGUGACUCGGUUCGUUCAUUCU